AUGACUUCUGGUGUUCACGUACAACAAGCACACGCGGUGCAUCCUGUCAUAAGCAUAUUCUUGGAGACCUUCGCUCGCUGCAAUCCUCCAAUUCAUAUUGGUCCCCGUCCCAUCGAAUUUAUUUCUCAUCACUAUCAUACAUGGCAUCGCGGCAUACUUCUAUUGGAAAAUCAAGCUUUAUGCAUCCCAAGGAUGCUUAAUAACGCUUCAUGUAUGCAGCAAACGUUAGAUCCCGUACUUCAAGAGCAGUUGGAUGUUUUGGAUUAUCUUCGAUCUCUCUACUCAGAGCUAGCUGAAUUUGAUCAGUAUGCAGCUGUAUGGAACCGUCGAGCAUUCACAGUUGAUACUGGGGAUGUUGAAGAGGGCCUAGAACUUUGCCAAGCUACUGCUAGUACACUCCUUCAUAAAAUGGAGAAUCAGUUUGGUAAGAACCCAGUAGGAGAGGCUGCCUCGAAGGAGUAUGAGUUUCUAGACAACGCUUACAUCCAGUGUAAAUGCGCAGAUUAG
Strongylus vulgaris is the source of this 507-nucleotide messenger RNA. Lineage: Eukaryota; Metazoa; Nematoda; Chromadorea; Rhabditida; Strongylidae. The record is from the annotation of a GenBank genome assembly.